AUCUACUUUCCCGGAUCGUUUUCUGCUGUUACUUCUCAGACAAUGGACUCAGACUUAUUCUGUUCUGCCAUGGAAUUCGUUGCCGGUAGCGGAUCUGUUUUAACCAGUGAACAAAAAGCCGCCAUGCAGACCUCUUUCGUGAUCCUGAAAAAAAACUACAAGUUCGAGCGGGUCCUGUUUUGGGGUAAAAUAUUAGGAAUAAAGGAGGAUUACUUUAUUGUUCAAGGGAGGGGAGAAGAUGAGUUGAAAGACAGAAAGAAUCUGUACAGCUUUAACUGCAUGGACUGGUUCCUGCUCCCUCCAGCCACAGAGUCCAUGAUCAACGAAGUAUCCAAAACUGCAAAAGGCCACUUCACUGGAGACCCCUCGUUUGUGUAUGAACAGGUUGGAUCGGAGUCUACAGAGGCAGUGAGCAAAGUGAAUGAGGAAAAGCGGUUGGCAGUGUCAGUCCACCAGAUCGAUGAAGAAGUGUCUGUGGUCCCUCGUGGCGCCUUCAUAAGAACUCCACAGGGCCUCGUCCACAUCAACUGCAGCUUCAGUGGUCUUUCUGAAUCUGAGGCAAAGAAGCUGGACAAUUUCCUGCACUUCAGUGAACCAAAGAACCUAAAAAAAAAGUCCAUCCUGGAGUUGGCGGGGCGAAACCUGGCGAGGGACUUCCUGGAUGCCCUGAGUGACGACGUCCCUGAAGGGUCGUGGAGUCUUCAGCUUGAAAGUGGCGGCCAGGUGUGUGUGAUCCGCAGCCUGCUGUGGCCCGGGCUGACAUUCUUCCAUGUGCCGAUGACCCUGCAGCACGGACACGUCUACAUCGGCCCCGGCAUCAAGAACCUGAGCUUGCCUUUCCAGCUGUGA
Molecule: messenger RNA, 849 nt
Organism: Salarias fasciatus (jewelled blenny)
Lineage: Eukaryota; Metazoa; Chordata; Actinopteri; Blenniiformes; Blenniidae
Gene: rsph9
Product: radial spoke head component 9
Exons: 5
Coding region: 43-849 (268 amino acids)
Biological process (GO): motile cilium assembly; cilium movement involved in cell motility; axoneme assembly
Cellular component (GO): axoneme; radial spoke
Source: RefSeq, a predicted model, not a curated record